GAGGCAUUCGCCAGAGAACUCAACACAAGCUUUAAGUCGCGUAGUUCGCGAUUAGCUGUCAAAUCGCCACCCAUUACACCACUCGUGAGCACCGAAUUGAGCUACACAUCACCACCCACAAAGAAACCCAAAACAAAAAAACCCAAAGCAAAGCUCAGUGUCUCUCCGGACUACCCGUUGCCGCCGGAGUUGAGACAACACGACUGCGGAACACAUCCUUACGUUCGGGGCCUCACAUCCCACCGAUGGGCCGAUGAGCGCAGGCAUCGACUCCAUCACCCGGUCAUCAUGUUUAUGACCUUGCUCAUUGGUUUUUGUCGCGGUAUUUAUGCCUUUAUGACACCAUUAGACAAACAAAUGGCUACAUAUGUCGGCGAUUAUCCAUAUUUUGUGCAUGCCAAGUCUCAACUCAAUCUGGCUAUAUUAAAUAAUAGCUUAAUGGGCAUGCUCACUUUGAUAUACUACAGGUAUUUAUAUCACAUUAAGAGAUACCCCUUCCCGGAGGCGCCCAUACGUCUAAUGGCGGGCGCAGUCACACCCAGGAGUGUAGGGCUGUUUGAUGAAGCGGUGAUAAUAGAGAUGUGCAAAUCGGCCAAAUUCUGGUUCCAUCACACGAAGACCAACACUAAUCGCGUAGGUGUGGCCGCAUUUAUCAUGUGUUUGCUUCCCGUCCACUUCGGUGUCAACGACUGGUCAAUGUUUCCCAUAUACUUUCCGUGGGGUGUAAUCAACGCUAUGGGCAUACGAUAUGUGUUUAACAUAAGCCACUGGACGUACACUUAUUUCUAUCUGAUUUGUUUCUACCAUAAGGCGCGUAUGAAACAGACCCGGCUUAUGAUCAAUGCCCAGUAUGUAAAGUACGGCCGAACAACUGACCAACACGUCUAUUAUCUGAUCAAUACGUUUGCCGGCAUUUAUGCGGAUAUCCGCGAGAAUAAUGAUCGCUUUUUCAAAACGUUCUCGAUCAUUUUUCUGCCAUUAUUUAUGUUUGUUGUUGUCUAUCUGGUAUUGUCGGGAUCUUUCGUUAUAUUAAGUUAUCUGAGAGUUGUGUCGAGUGUCGCCGAAGAGGCGAAAAGAGCGUACAAACCGUUGCAUAAAUUGCAGACAACUUUGAAAACAAAUUCAAACGUUUGUCGCAUUUUCCACUUCUCGGGGUCGGCGGGUUCGGGAAUGGUUAUUGGAGUCAUGAUUACCGAAUUUUACCUUUUUAAGCAAUUCAUGUCAUUGGUUGAUAGAUAA
This is a messenger RNA of Medioppia subpectinata, 1239 nucleotides long. The record is from the annotation of a GenBank genome assembly. Lineage: Eukaryota; Metazoa; Arthropoda; Arachnida; Sarcoptiformes; Oppiidae.